Molecule: messenger RNA, 1677 nt
Organism: Brettanomyces bruxellensis
Lineage: Eukaryota; Fungi; Ascomycota; Pichiomycetes; Pichiales; Pichiaceae
Exons: 5
Coding region: 1-1677 (558 amino acids)
Source: RefSeq, a predicted model, not a curated record
AUGCUGAAGCACAGUCAUCAAUCAACUAUUAAUGAUACACUGUCUAGGAAAAAGCAUGCUAGAGGUAUUCCCCUAGUCAAACAAGAUCAACCUCUUGAGGAGGGGAUUCCUAGAGGUGAUUUUAAAUUAUCUGACAAUUUCAACAUACCAAAGAAUUACAAGGUUGAUAAUCCAAUAGUUGGUAAAGUUUGUAGAUGUGUGAACCCGAUUUGGAAGUUGUUUUUAAGACUUCGGCCUCAAUCCAUUCCAGAGACGCUUCCUGGUUCUAGAGUACUCUUUGGUUCCGGGACUGAUUUUUUAUUUACAGAUAUUCAAGAUGUUUUUAAUCCUACUGUUCCAAUUACUCUUUCAUUCGAUGUUUGGACUAAUCGUCAACACGAGGAGGAUACUGGAAUAAUGAUGGCACAGAACCAGGUUGAAUAUGUCCUUGAUAAAGCACUCAACAAUCACAGUCAGAACGGCGAGAAUUUGGCAAUAUCUUCAAUUGUUACAGAUGGUGGCAGAAAUGUGAAAGGUGGAAGGACGGAUUACAGCUAUUUUGAGGAGGACAUGAGUAAUAGAAAGACAUUUAGAUCGGCAUUUACUAAGGGUCAUCGUUUAAUUACAAUGUUAAAGGCGGAAAAACUGGCUUCCGGGAAACAAAUGUGCCAUAUUCCUGCAAUAGGAAGCACUAGAUUUAAUUCUGUCUACCACUCUAUUGCAGCUGUUUUGGAAAUGAGAUGUGACAUUGUUAUGAUUCUUGACAGGUGUUAUGUCCCAAAUAAUAGCACCUUUCCCUGUAAGAGAGUAAUUUAUCUGGCAAAGGAUAAAAAGUUCUGGAAAAGAAUGGAGAAGAUAAAGGACCUUAGUGAGCCACUAUACAAAGUUAAUGACGCCGUCCAAGGGACAAAAACACGUCUAUCAGAUGUGGUUGCCGAGUUGGUUUCUGCUCUAGUGCAAGUGCAUUUUAGAUCUUGUGCUGCAUUUAUGGAUUCAUAUAAAUCAAUAAUAGGUCAGUUAAUUGAUUUUAUACUUGAUCCUAUCUGCAUGUUAACCACGUAUAUGGAUCCUCGCUACAAAUUUGAUUUCACAGAGAUAGAUUUUCAAAGAAUCGAAACAGGUCUUGGAUGCUGCAUUGCGUGUUUCAAGCCGGAGUUUGCCACUGAAACACAAAAGGAUUUUGAGGAAUUUCAAAGAAAUCGUAAUUCAAUAAAACCCAAUUAUUUUGAUAUAGAUUUAAAGAAGUCCGGCACAGCUCAAGCACGUCCAUUAUCUGCGCUUGCCAAAAGACUUUUUUCGAUAGUUCCACAUUCAAUGUCCUGUGAGAGGCUUUUUUGUAGCAUGGGAUGGAUAAACAAGCCUCCAAGAGCAUCAAUGACUACAGAACAUAUUGUUCGUGCUGCAAAGGUUUACUUUAUGAUGAGACAGACACAAAAUUUGAAUAAAAAUUGUCAUGAAUCAUAUUUGCAAGAAUUCACAACCUCCUCUAGUGAUAUUGAAAUAGGUGUACAGAGUAUUGAUAAGCCAGAAGAUAACAAGUCCCCAAUUACUGGCGGCUUUGGUGACGAUAAAUCAAUUAUAGAAAAUUUAAAGUAUUAUAUGAAGGAUCCUGAAUCAGAGUCAUUUUGUGCACUUCUUCCUGCUUCCAUACGGAAGACAUUUCCAUUAGAUUCUACACUUAUGUUAAAAGAAUCAUAA